Chironomus riparius is the source of this 825-nucleotide messenger RNA. The record is from the annotation of a GenBank genome assembly. Lineage: Eukaryota; Metazoa; Arthropoda; Insecta; Diptera; Chironomidae.
AUGGUCAAGUUUAUGUGGAUAAUAUGCGUUGUGAUGUUGCUUAGUUUAGAAAUCUCAAAUAGUUGGAAAUAUGAUAGGCUUCCUAGACUGUAUGGCGACAAAUUACAUUAUCGGUAUAUAAAUCCAAGAAAUAAGAGAGUACAACGGAGGAUUGUGAUGCUUCAUGACUUUUUUCGUACCAAAGUUGUCCCACCUGCUGCGAAUAUGUUAUCAAUGAAAUGGCACCAUGGAGCAACAAAAGCAGCACAAAGAUGGGCCGACAAGUGUUAUUUACUCACACAUGACACUCCAAAAGGUAGAUGGAUAAAUAAUUAUGGAAGCUGUGGACAGAAUAUCUUCGUAUCAACACAUAAGGUUCCUUGGCUAUUUGCUUUACGGACAUGGUUUGAGGAGAGACACAAUUUCACAUAUGGAUCACAUCGUAAUGAUCUGAAUGUCGUUGGACAUUUUACACAAAUGAUUUGGGCAAGCACUCACAAAGUUGGAUGUGGAUUGAGUAAAUGCUCUCGUGGUGGACCUAGAAAUAAGCCAUUUUACAAUUAUGUAUGCAAUUACUGUCCCAUAGGCAACCGUAUCGAGAAAUUGGGAACGCCAUACAAAAAAGGCAAGCCGUGUUCAGCAUGUUCACAGUCCUGUCAUUCAAAAAAGAUUAGAUUGUGCCUGAACCCUUGCAAUUCUGCUGAUAUGUGGGCUAAUUGCAGAUCACUUUAUAAAAUGUGGAGUGGAUGGUUAUGUCGAACAAAUACGACGGAGGGAUUAAAUAGACGACAAAAUUGUCUGGCAACAUGUAACUGCUCUCAAAAGCGUCUUAUAUACGAUGAAUGA